Molecule: messenger RNA, 2026 nt
Organism: Setaria italica (foxtail millet)
Lineage: Eukaryota; Viridiplantae; Streptophyta; Magnoliopsida; Poales; Poaceae
Product: heat stress transcription factor B-2b-like
Exons: 2
Coding region: 416-1663 (415 amino acids)
Biological process (GO): regulation of transcription by RNA polymerase II
Cellular component (GO): nucleus
Molecular function (GO): RNA polymerase II cis-regulatory region sequence-specific DNA binding; DNA-binding transcription factor activity
Source: RefSeq, a predicted model, not a curated record
UGACUCCCCUUCUCUCCUGUCUCCUCCUCCCUCCCUCCACGGGGGAACCACCGCGCGACUUGGCUUCUUCUCGGCACGAGUGGCGGGUCGCCCUCGCCUUAUUAGCGCCUCCUCCGCGACCGCGUGCCUCUUCUCCCGUCUCCUGCGCUGCGCGCCCUCGCCUCGGCUCUCUCUCUCUCUCUCUCUCUCUCUCUCUCUCUCUCUCUCUCUCUCUCUCUCUUCCUGUAACCGCCCGCUGGUUCUCACACGCUACGCAACCCGGAAACUUCCAGAAGCCAAGCCAAGCCACCACCUUUCUUCCUUCCGUUGUUUCUCUCAAUCCUUCUCUCUCUCUCUCUCGCCGCGCCGGCCGGACAGGGGCGCGACGGUGUCGCCCGGCCAGAUCUGCUCGGGCGGCGGCGGCGGCGGCGGCGCCAUGGCCGCCGAGCAGGCCGCCGCCGCAGCAGCCACGGGGGGCGAGCCGCCUCCGGCCACGCCGCAGCCGGCGGAUGGCGUGGCCCCGUCGGCGGCGGCGGGGGCCGCGGUGCAGAGGUCCGUGCCCACCCCGUUCCUCACCAAGACGUACCAGCUGGUGGACGACCCGGCGGUCGACGACGUCAUCUCGUGGAACGACGACGGCUCCGCCUUCGUCGUGUGGCGCCCCGCCGAGUUCGCGCGCGACCUCCUCCCCAAGUACUUCAAGCACAACAACUUCUCCAGCUUCGUGCGGCAGCUCAACACCUACGGGUUCAGGAAGAUCGUGCCGGACCGGUGGGAGUUCGCCAACGACUGCUUCCGGCGUGGGGAGAAGCGGCUGCUCUGCGACAUCCACCGCCGGAAGGUGACGCCGGCGGCGGCGGCGACGGGGGCGGUCACGGUGGCCGCGGCCGCCGCCAUCCCGAUAGCGCUGCCCGUGGGCUCGCCGGUGUACUCCGGCGAGGAGCAGGUGCUGUCGUCGAGCUCGUCCCCGGAGCCCCCGCCGCUGCAGCCGCAGGCGCCGUCCGGGUCGGGCUCCGGCGGGACGGCGGCCUCCGGCGGCGGCGACGUGGGCGAGGAGAACGACCGCCUGCGCCGCGAGAACGCGCGCCUCGCGCGGGAGCUCGGCCAGAUGAAGAAGCUCUGCAACAACAUCCUCCUCCUCAUGUCCAAGUACGCCGCCACCCAGCAGCUCGACACCGCCGCGCAGCAGGUCGAGGCCGCCAAGGCCGCGGCGGCCGCGGCAGGGAACUGCUCCGGCGAGUCGUCGGAGGCCGCCGCCACGCCCCCGCUGCUGCCGUCGGUCCUCGAGCUCCUCCCCUCGUGCCGCGGCGCCCCCGCGCCCGCGGCCGCCGAGCCGACCGAGGCGGCGGGGACGGAGCACGGCGACGACGACGGCAGCAAGGCCGGCGCGAGGCUGUUCGGCGUCUCCAUCGGGCGGAAGCGGGCGCGCGACGAGAGCUGCAACGGCGACGACGGCGGCGUGGAGGACCCCGUGAGCCGCGGCGCGGCGGAGGUGAAGGCGGAGCCGGUGGACGCGCCGCCCGACCACCACCACCACCAGCAGCAGGAGUUCAAGGAUCACGCGACGGAGCCGCCGCAGGCGUGGCCCAUCUACCGGCCCAGGCCCGUGUACCACCCGCUCCGAGCCUGCAACGGGUCGGCGGGCAGCGCCGGGAGCGACCACGACGGGUCCAACUCCAGGUGACGCGACGCGGCCUCGUCGCCAUCGCUCGCUCUCAGUAAAUUACAAAUGCUGCCAAGUACUGUGAUGGAUGCAACAGCAGGUAGAAGUAAACACAAGGAGGAGAGCUCUAAUCAGCUGGAGAUUUUAUUGACCCCAUGUAAAACUCAAGUGCUUCUGUAGCAGUGACAACCUCUUGCUAGUUCUCUUCAUACUACUGUAGCACAUCCUCUGUCUAUAGCAGAGAGAGCCAUAAAACUACUAGCUUACCAUGUGAAUUACUCCCUCCGUACAUCUAGCGUUGUUCACACGAUCAAUGAACAUGUAAAACGACUGCAUGUGUUCAUGCAACAGUAUUAUUCAAAUGUGCAAUGAUCCAUUGAAUAU